This is a messenger RNA of Belonocnema kinseyi, 5087 nucleotides long. It is a transcript of the gene Mmp2, whose product is annotated as matrix metalloproteinase-2. Gene Ontology annotation, biological process: proteolysis; collagen catabolic process; extracellular matrix organization. The record is from RefSeq and is a predicted model, not a curated record. Gene Ontology annotation, molecular function: zinc ion binding; metalloendopeptidase activity. Gene Ontology annotation, cellular component: extracellular matrix. The transcript has 11 exons. Lineage: Eukaryota; Metazoa; Arthropoda; Insecta; Hymenoptera; Cynipidae. Bases 1867 to 3828 code for a protein of 653 amino acids.
AGUCGCGCGGCAUGCGGCGCAACGUGCGUGCGGACGGUUUUGUUUUCGACGCGAGUUUUUUGAACCGCACCGCGAAUUCCGUCCUCGUUGUGCACACCUCGCGUUCUCCACUGUUGCCCUGUCCCCUGUAACCCUGAUAGCUUUUUAUUCUCUGGUUUCUAGCUCCUGUAACCUUCUGGUCAACUCCCACCUCAACUUACCCUUAGUUCUCCUACCCCCUCCCCAUUACAAAAGCCGUGGCGGCGAUUUGCAUUAAAAGUUUCAUUCCCGUAAAGUCAGUGAGCCGAAAACACAAAAAAGAAAGAAUAAAAAAGUGUUCCAUAGUGCUUCUGCUUUCACGGAAACAGUGUCAAGCGGCAGUCACCGGAAACCCGAAAGAGUGAACAGCGUCUCUGAAUCGCCUGAAUUAAUUUCGCAUCAGCAACUCCAUACUCAUACUCUCGCGAUGUCACACCUCAGCGAAACGAAGAUUCAUCCGUCCAAGAAAAAAGCCCCUUUGACGAAGCUGCAACGACAAUCGAAUUUUUAAAUUCCUGAUAACUCCGACCAUAGACAGCACUGCCCAGAUUGACGAGAGAAGGAUCAAUAUAGAAACAAGGAGAAAAGACAAUAUGAAAUAAUUUUUAUAAUCCUUUCGUGGUAAUUAAUUUCUAUGAUAUUAAAGUAAGGAGAAUUUUGUUAUAAUUCCCUACGCUUACUGUCGCAUAAUAUAGAUCAUUUCUAUUAAUUUCUAUAAAUCGCCUAAUCAACAAAUUUUUGAAAAAGGAAAUAAAAGAAUAGAACCUCAAGAAAGAAAUUUCUACAAGGAAAAUAACCUCACAAAAGGCUGCAAUAUAUUAACAAUUUCGAUUUUAGUAAAUUUGCGAAAAAUAUAUCUAAAAUAAGUGAAUUAUUCUUUCAAGAGCCCAGAAACGCUGAAUUGAGCAUUCGACUGAUAUUCUCUUCUACUUUGGCAAGUAGCGAUCAAGAGGAAGCAAUUUUGCAAGCUCCCAAAGGCCUCUCGGAUAUUGGCAAACUUUGGGAAGUCAUUUGUAGGAAAUCGUCGAUGGAUCUGGCUCUAAUUCAGAGAUCUAUAAAGAAUUUAAAAAAAAUAUCCAAGAAUCUGGGAAGUAGAUUCUCCGAAGUUCCUUGUGUUGAAAGUGUUGAUAGUACAGUAGCAGUCAAUUUCCUAAUUUUAGAAAAAGUUUCUAUAGCAAAUGUUUUUCUAAUUCUAUAGACUGGAGCUGUUCCCUAUCGAAUUUUAAUGACACAAUUGGGAAGAGUCUGGAUAAAUGUAAAAAAAAAAGGAACAGUUAAAAGAGAAGAGCAAAGGAAAAAGUAAUCCAAACAGUGCAAAUUCACUGGCCAUCUGUUACGAUGUGAAAAUAUUUUGUUCCUACAUCUUUUACACUUUUCUCGAGUGAAAGUCUUCUUUUGAGAUGAAAAUGCAUCCAAGUCCUUGGGAGGAUGCGAGAUUCGAAGAGCGAUUGUUGGAGGAUCCUAUCCUUGGAGGUGUAAAGUGUUAAGUGCCUUUAGCCCCUCCACGGUUCUCCCUCCCCCCUGAAAUUAAGUCGUGAUAGGAGGGAGAAGGAGCGCAUUACAAAUGGAAACAACGUGUGUAUACGUACUUUAAAAGUCGACGGUCGGAGUCAAAGGAGCGACGAGCACGGAAUGCUCCGCUGAAUGAGAAGUGCCUUCAGUGACAGGAUCGAUUCCGGUCGAUUCCAUCGAUUUCUUAUUAUUUUUUAUUUUACUUUUUUUAAAAAUAUAUUUGUGCUCAAAUACCAGGAUCAUGUGUCGUUUGUGGCAAGUGUGGGGUGCUUUUUCGUAAUAUAAAGUGCCUACAUCUGUGUUUGGAUUAAAGUUCGGAGUCGUCACCCUUCGAAAAUGAUCCUUCACGUCCUGCUGGCGAUGCUCUCGCUGGUUUUAGGCGCACCGCAAAAGUCUAUCUACGUUGACGAUAAAGCGCAAGACUAUCUGAUGAAGUUUGGUUAUUUGCCUCAAAGUGAUAUAGAAACUGGAAAUUUGAGAACAGAAGACCAACUCAGAGACGCCAUACAAAAUUUGCAGAGUUUCGCAGGCAUUCCUGUUACUGGUGAGAUCGAUGAAGAAACAAAAAAAUUGAUGUCUUCGAGAAGAUGUGGCUUACAAGAUAAGCCUGAUCCCAGGUACGCGAAUAUGAGGCGGCACAAAAGAUUCACCGUUCAUGGACAGAAGUGGCCCUCACCAAACCUAACAUGGAGUCUGAGAACGGAACAACCCAGUGGACUGGGAACAGGAGCUGUGCGUCUCGAACUCAGUCGGGCCCUAGCACUCUGGUCCGAGAACUCAAAACUCACCUUCCAGGAAGUUAACAGUGAUCGGGCUGAUAUUUUAGUCUUCUUUCAUCGGGGUUAUCACGGCGACGGAUAUCCGUUUGAUGGCAGAGGAAAGAUAUUGGCUCACGCCUUUUUUCCUGGUGGCGAUCGUGGUGGUGACGCGCAUUUCGACGAGGAGGAAAUCUGGUUACUGAAUGGCGACGACAGCAGCGAAGAAGGAACCAGUCUUUUUGCUGUGGCUGCUCAUGAAUUCGGUCAUUCGCUUGGAUUGUCUCACAGUUCAGUUCGAGGAGCGCUGAUGUAUCCUUGGUAUCAAGGUAUCACUUCAAACUAUAAGUUGCCAGAAGAUGACAGAAAUGGAAUUCAACAAAUGUAUGGCGCUCCUGAAAAUAAAUUGUGGGCCUACAUUCCGGUCGAUCCCCGAACACGGAGGCCUACGACGACGACAACUACCACUCCAAGAAUCACGACCACUACAUACAGACCUUGGAAAACGCGACCAACAUGGUCCCAUUAUCCCAACUACUACCCAGACGAUGAUAGACCUGGAAGACCUCCAGAUCGUUACCCUCACUAUCGAACAGAGAAGCCAGAUUACCGGCCUCGGGAUGGCUAUCCUAUAAAGCCGGACUACAGAACGGAGAGACCUGAUUACAAACCUCUACCUCCUAAAAACCCCCAUGUACACCAUCAUACCACAUCGACAACUACGACAACGACGACAACAACCUCCACUACUCAUCGACCAAGGCACCGCUGGACACCCCAGGUUAACGAGGACAUCCCGGAUAAGUGCGAUACUAGCUACGACGCUAUCAGCAUUAUCCGUAGAGAAGUCUACAUUUUCAAGGGUCGGUACCUAUGGAGAAUUGGAGAACAGGGUUUGUACGAAGGAUUUCCGGCGGAAAUAAGUCUCCUGUUCGGUGUGCCCAAGGACACCGAUCACGUGGACGCAGUUUACGAGCGACUGGAUAAAAAGAUCGUAUUUUUCAUUGGAAGACUUUACUAUGUGUUCAAUGCGAGAGUUUUGGAACCGGGAUAUCCAAAACCAUUAACUACACUUGGCUUACCGGCUUCCUUGGAGAAAAUCGAUGGUGCCAUGGUCUGGGGUCACAAUAAAAGAACUUAUUUCUUCAGUGGCACCAUGUACUGGAGGUUUGACGAUACUAUCAAUUACGUAGAAUUGGACUACCCUCGAGACAUGAGUAUGUUCGCUGGUGUUGGUUACAAUAUAGACGCCGUAUUUCAAUGGAAAAAUGGCAAAACCUAUUUCUUCCGUGGCAAAUAUUUCUGGGAAUUCGACGAUAUGCGGAUGAGAGUAUCUCAUGAGAAACCAAAACUGUCGUCAACUUUCUGGAUGAAUUGCUCUUCUGAAGUAGAUACAAACGACAUAGACGCAAUUCCAAGAAGAAGAACCCACUUGAAGAUUAGCUCGUCUUCUGCUUCAAAGAUAUCUUCUUCCUCCCUGAUUAUUCUUGUCUUAAUUUCCACUCUUUUGAGUCGAGCCUUAGCGAUACAAAUCGCUUUAUAACAUCGAACAAUGUGUCAUUUAUCUUCAAAGUAAUUAGUGGCAAUCAUAAUUACCAAGGUCGAAAAACCAAACGCUUAUAAAAAGAGUAACAAGAUUUUGUUUUAUUUAUCUAUAUAGAAAAACGAAUAAAUAUUUGGAAAGUCCAAUCUUAUAAAUAAGUUUAAAUUUGAAAGCAUUUAAAGUUUAAAGAAACUAUACUUUUCUAGUGUUACAAAUAAAAAAUGUCCAAAUAUAAGCUUUAAAUUUAUAAAUACGUUUUUUGGAACCCUUUAUUAGCACGCGUACUACCAAAAUACUUAUGUUCGAUUUAUAUAUUUAAGAGCGAUGCGAACUUCGUUUACGAAUGGCUGUAAAGUGAAUGUGAAGAUGUCUCCCUAAAAAUAUGAAAACUUUCCAUGAAAAUCUCUACACUACCAGAAAAAAUUAUGCGUCCACUUCGCCGAAUUACAGCUUUAAAAUGAAGUGAACAAUAAGAAAUUUCAACAAGUUUUCGAUAUAAUAUAAUAAUGUACUCGAGCCGAAAAUCACGCGAUUGAUGGGCAAUCGCUGGCCACGCCGCGGAAAAAUAUGACUCUGCAUUUCUUAGGAAGUUUCAGAAACUAGAUAAAAUUACUUAUUUCUCUUAGUUUCAUUUUGAAGCUAAAAUUACAAGCUAUAAGUCUGCAAAGUUUCGAAUUUUUCUCUUUACCGCCCUAAAAACUGCAGCGAUUCGAAGUUGAGUUUUUAAAAGUGAACGCACGAUUUUCACCGGUGGUUUAUUUUCGAAAAAAAGGUCAUAGGAAAGAAUCGCUAACGUCGGCAAUCGGCCGCAACAUUCCUGAGCGCGAAUUGUGAGUCGCGUUUAUUUUUCUACAGACCUUUUUCGACCCAUUAUUUAUACUCGUAUACGCACAGAUGCGACGACAAUGAUUAUAUAUUAUAUAAAUGUAUAUUUAUACUGAAAAACUUUAUUUAUACUUUUACACUAAAACCAAUUUCGUCUUAUUGAAAGGUCGCGAUAGAUUGGAUUGUCUUUAAGUGUAAUUAGGUAAGUUUAGAGAUAAAGAAAUGAAGAUGCAAUCUUUGCUCUUAACCGACCACUUAAAAUGGCAAUAUAAAUGCCGCCAGUUUUACAACUGUGAUAUUUAUGAAACACUACAAAAGUAGUGUAGAUAAAUUUAAAGCAUUACUUUAUUUUAUGUAAUUUUUUAGGUAGAAGUUACACUGAAUUUUAUUUAAAUUUAUCCUUUUAUUUUUUGUCUGAGUUAAGUAAAAAAAAU